This is a messenger RNA of Aspergillus alliaceus, 2048 nucleotides long. RefSeq lists its product as uncharacterized. NCBI's taxonomy places the organism in Eukaryota, Fungi, Ascomycota, Eurotiomycetes, Eurotiales, Aspergillaceae. The coding region runs from base 134 to 1588 and encodes 484 amino acids. Gene Ontology annotation, molecular function: zinc ion binding; DNA-binding transcription factor activity, RNA polymerase II-specific. Gene Ontology annotation, biological process: regulation of DNA-templated transcription. The transcript is spliced from 2 exons. The record is from RefSeq and is a predicted model, not a curated record.
CCACCUUUCUGUUCACCUCCAGGCUACUCAAUUAAUCCAUUACGAAAGAAGACUCCGGCAUCAGUCGUUUGGGACUAACGCCCUUUCCGAUUCCGGAUGGGUCCAAAUACGGCUCUCUGACUUUGCUAAUCUAAUGGGUCGACCACGCGGCUGUCGAGGCUGCAUUGACGUCCACAUUCAGUGUGAUGGCAGAGCCCCUUGCGCACGAUGCAAAACCCUGAAAUUGCCUUGUUUGCGCCCUGUGCGAGCGAUCGAGUUUCGCGAUGAAGGCCCCGCCCUGCGGGAGAAAUAUCAGUCGACGCCGCAGCCUUCUUCACGCCUCAAACUCAAAUCGGACUCGGAUGCUCAAGGCGUCCUUCCUUCUGAAUCGGGCCGGUCCAUUGUCCAGUAUCAGCCGAUUGCCUUUCUUAUUGACAAGACGGUGUCGCAUUCGCUGUCCGUCACCGCCAUCUCAGCCCUGCAAACCCAAGUAUUUACCAAUUUUGUCCUCUCAUCCCUCCCCUGUUAUUACAAAUCAACCGAAACGCAGGUGCCGGUCAAUUGGGUAGAAUACGUCGGGGGAAGGCGAAGAGCCAAUUCUUGCUUCGACUGGGCUCUUCGUGCCUGCAACACCUCCUUCACGGCUGCCAUGCACAAUGACCAGCGACUCUUGGACGAAUCCAGAGUGUUGUAUACCCGAUCCUUGCAGAGCCUCCGCGGAAUGUUGAGCGACUACUCAACGGCCAAAUGGGACGAUACCUUAGCAGCAGCUAUCUUACUCGCACUCUAUGAGAAACACCACUGUACCGAUGCGGACUCGUGGCUCAGACAUGCAUCGGGAAUCCGGAUGCUGUUGAAGCUCCGUGGCCCGUCGGCUCAUCUUCAUGGGUUCGGUCGCGCCUUGUACCUCGCUUAUCGAAGUUUCUUGGUCACAGAGGCUCUGAUUUCCGGUGAGGAAUGCUUCUUGGAGGAGCCCGAGUGGCAGGUUCUUAAUAAAGAGAUCGCGGCGGAUAAUGCUAAGCUACCCGAUUCGUCUUUGUUUACAGAUGUCGUGGACCGUGGCUUUCUGGAGAUCCUACAGAUCCCUGGGCAUGUAAAACGAGUGCGAGAGUUACUUGCCCUCCCAUUGGACGAACGGACUAAGCUUCAGCCGGGCGCCAUGCAGGGUGUCCAAGCCACCCGCGCGGCACUUCGAGGGAUCAACACGGAGCUUGGUAUUUCGAUAUCGAUGCGUCGUGCUGGUCAAGGCGCCCAGAAGACCUUCACUGGUCCUUCUCCACCCUUCUUCCUCGACGGCUCCUCGUCAUUUUUCGCGAGUGGCAUUCGGUCGGGUCUAAUGAUUCUCAAUCAAUUGGUCAUCGCCAUGGAUCCGACACAGCGGAAAACGCUCGACUCGGAAAACUAUGUUCUCUCUGGGGGUUGUUCGAGCCCGGCCAGCUCUGAAGGCCCUGUGAAAUGCCCUGCAACAUCCUCUGACUCGCAAUCGCCGAAGCUCGUGGUAGAGUCGUUGAUCACACCCAUGUACAGGAAACCACCGACGACAGACUGGAUGGAUCACCUUACAUCGACGAUGGGCAUGGAUGGCGUACGGGUGAUGCUGCUUGAAUGACUUUGGAAUAUCAGUGAUACUUUUGUUAUAUUUGAACCCGGGGUUUUAUUGCUUAUAGUUGCAGCACUCCGUGUUGUCUUUUUUGAUACCCCUGUCUUUUAACGAAACUGUGGUCAAUGGUGAUAUAAUGCUUGCUCUGUGGGAAGACCCCAAUUUUCUAUUUUCUCUUCCCCCCUCCCUCCAUCUCCUUGUUCGGCAGCCGUUGGUAUAUAAGCCUUUGUGAAUAUAUCGUGGUGAUUUUCCAAUCUAGCUCGCGUGUUUCCAUGACCGCCGUCAUUGUCAACGCUGUUUCUCUUUUUUACCCUUGUACAUCUCUAUUACCUAAACGGCCUAGCUUUUGGUCUCCUUGUUCUUCUCUAAUAUUGUGACUUUCACUGGAGGCGAAUAAACUUCUCGUUGACACGGGUGGUUUUGCUUUUAUUCUGAACUACCUCUGCUUUUCAUCUGCUUGGGGGCAAAG